AUGGCUCUGCAGCAGGGCUUCAGGGCGGCGAAAAAUUUCAAGCGCCUGGCUUGCGGCAUAAGCCAUCUGCGGAUGAAAUCUUAUUUUCCAGAUGGCUGGGAAGGUGCCGCAGGCAAGCGUUUGCAACCGACCAACGCGCAGGGCGGGGGCGCUGGUGGAAGUAUCCGGGAGGCCGGCGGCACCUUCGCCAAGAUGGAGCGGGCUCGCGAAGAAGAGUACUUCCUACGAACGCAAAAGGGACAGUUCAAGAUGCUCCGGGACCACAUCCAGAAAGAGAUCACGGAACGCGAGCUGCUGGUCAGGGAGCUGCAGAAACAGAUCGAAAGGAACAAGAAGAUCAUCGAAGACCUGAAGCAGCAGCACCACCAGUGAACUGCUUCGGAACCAACUCCGCUUGGUGAACCCAAAGACCUCCUGGAUCACCACUGAAACGUCAUUUCAUCUGAACCCCCCCC
This is a messenger RNA of Rhipicephalus sanguineus (brown dog tick), 455 nucleotides long. RefSeq names its product ATPase inhibitor mai-2, mitochondrial-like. Gene Ontology annotation, molecular function: ATPase inhibitor activity. NCBI's taxonomy places the organism in Eukaryota, Metazoa, Arthropoda, Arachnida, Ixodida, Ixodidae. The coding region runs from base 1 to 372 and encodes 123 amino acids. Gene Ontology annotation, biological process: negative regulation of ATP-dependent activity. The record is from RefSeq and is a predicted model, not a curated record. The transcript is spliced from 4 exons. Gene Ontology annotation, cellular component: mitochondrion.